Messenger RNA from Aegilops tauschii subsp. strangulata, 858 nucleotides. The record is from RefSeq and is a predicted model, not a curated record. NCBI's taxonomy places the organism in Eukaryota, Viridiplantae, Streptophyta, Magnoliopsida, Poales, Poaceae.
AUGCUUGGCGCCGCCGAGCCGAAGCGUCCGUGCCAUGCGGACGACGGCGGCGCCGGUGAUGCGGGCGAUGACCGUCUGAGCGCGCUGCCGGAUGAUCUCCUCCGGGCCAUCCUGUCGCGCCUCAAGGCCCGGCAGACGGUGCAGACGUGCGCGCUCGCCGCGCGGUGGCGGCACCUCUGGCGCGCCGUGCCGUGCCUCGACAUCAACGAGCGGGACUUCACGACCAACCUCCUGCGCGGCCAUGAGUUCACGCUCCUGGAGGACUUCCGGCUGCACGGGGCCACCGUUACCAUCGGGGAUCAUUGGCUCCGCCACGAGAUAGGUCGAGAUGCAUGGCCUCGCGGGCUCAGAAGGUUGCGUCUUUCAAACGUGGAAUUGCAACUGGCAGAUCUCGCGAGCCACAUCAGCAGCUCCCGCUGCCCUGCUCUGGAGGAGGCGCGGCUGGAAAAAUGCUGGUUCUUGCUCACCAGCAAUAUCAAGAUCGCCUCCUCCUCGCUCAAGAAACUGGUCGUCCAUGGCGAGUACAUCAUGGACGAAUUUGAAGUUUUCAAGUUGUUGUUAUUCAAUGAGGGUCAUGAGAAUCUUCCUCUACUCAAGUUUAAGAACCUGAGAACCUUGUUCCUGGGUGUGUGCCGUAUCAGCGAUGACUUCCUCGGGCUACAGCAAUACCUGUGGAACUCACCUAACCUGCAGAGGCUCACCAUGCGCCAUUGCAAGGUCUUGGAUUUCCAACCUACAAAGGAGGUGAUGGAACGCCACCAAUCAUAUUCUAAGGACCUGGAGCAUUUCAAGUGCAAGAAGCUUAGGCUUUGUGACAGUGAUCCUUCUGUCCAUCUAUUGGUCAAGUUGCAUGUCUAA